Penicillium alfredii is the source of this 1122-nucleotide messenger RNA. RefSeq lists its product as uncharacterized. The record is from RefSeq and is a predicted model, not a curated record. The coding region runs from base 1 to 1122 and encodes 373 amino acids. NCBI's taxonomy places the organism in Eukaryota, Fungi, Ascomycota, Eurotiomycetes, Eurotiales, Aspergillaceae. The transcript has a single exon.
AUGGGCGAUCCACUCGUCGUGCUCCCCACAGAACUCAUUCUGAUCGUUCUGUCCUUCCUCGACCUGCCGAGUCUGUACAGCGCAACGACGGCGCUCGCAUCCGCCGCCAGGAUCUGGGAUGCGCACGCCGUGCCCAUCACCGAGGCGGCGCUCGCCCGCCUGCCCCGCGGCACCCGGCGAUGCAUCCGCGCCGUAGCCAUAGUCCAGAAGAUGGCGGUGCCGUGUUCGUCGCUGGAUGUGUUCGCGUGGUUCCAUCUGUACGGCCACGCGAGUGACAUCCCGCUGCUCCGCCUCGGCCCCGAGCAUGCGCGCCGCCUGCUGCACAAGGCCUGGCGACUACAUUGGCUCGCCCAGGCCUGUCUCGGGGACUUUCAGGCGCGCUCUGCAUCCGCCUGCGUCCCCUGGAAGAAUACCACCACCACUACCGGUCUGCUUCAUCAGCCGAGUGGUCGACCCCCGCAACAACUACAGGAAUCGACACCCAUAUCCUGGGUCGAGGAACACCGCGUCCUGCGCGCCCUCUGGCGUCUGCAGCUGUACCUCGAAGUCCGUGCUGCGCCGCACGUCUUCUCAUCUGCGGAUCUGCCCGCGCUCUCUUACUCGACCCUCUGGGCCAAACUGCCGGCGUUCGAGCUCCAGGAACUGUGCACUAUCGCCGACUACCUGCGCGAAAGCAUGCGCGCCGACGAAGUAUCAGAAUCAUGCAUCAGCCACUCAGAGGCUGAUAGUAAUAAUGAUAAUAAUCACCACCACGCCGAGAACGUCCUCGGCGGGCUUCCGCGUCUCACGCCAGACAUGGUCCAGCCGACCUGGCCCAUCCGCGAGCUCGACCCGUCGCCCGCGGCGUAUUUCCGGGAGCAGGAUAGCACGCACCUCCAGCACGCGUCACCUGGGUAUCUGGCGCUUGUGCGCUUGCAUGGCUGUCGGCUGGACUCGCUGUCGCGGACGAUAGGCGAGACGAAGAUGCAUGCGCUGCGCUGGCUCGGCGUGUUUCUGUGGGAUAAGCAGCGCAUGAUAGCGCUGGGCUUGGACUCCGGGGGGUUCAGAAGGUCUAGUCUUCUUCUUCUUCGUCGCUCUAGCCAGGAAGACUCUAGUCUUGAGGUUCGGUGGCGCGGGCUAUGA